AAUAAUUCUAACUAAUUACCAAAUUACAGUAGUGUCUAACCAAUUCGAGUGUCUGAUCCUGAACAACAAGAGUCAUCUGGUUACCAGAUCAUUGUAUAAUAAAAGUGGUUAUAUAAUUAAUGUCUCAGAAAAUGGCACCAUCAUCUUCGGGGUACUUUAGUGAUCAUCAUUAUGGAAGUACCUCGGAGACACCUCCUAUUAAUAAUGUUCCUCCACCUCCACCUCAUAUACUUAGACCAACAUUAGUGAAUUCGAAUUCCUCUCGUCAACGAUCUUCAUCUAUGAAUUCUUUAACUUCAAAUCAUUCCGCAAUAACUUCAAGUUCAAAUUCAAAUUUACAUCCAACAUCUACUUUACCUCCAACUCAAUCAAGUACAGUAAGAAGUUUAUCAAUUAUAAGUUUAGAAAGUCCUCGUAAUUCUAUAGUAUCUAUUGAUGAAAAUCUUAUACGACCCACUAGAAAUAAUAGUACGGCAAGUUUAGUAUCUUUAACUGCCCCACCACCACAUCAACAUCAAUAUCAACAAUCUCCCCUGCAACAACAACUACAACAAUCAACUACUGCAUUUAUAAAUAAUCCUACAACACUAUCUCAGAUUCAUCAUAAUGUAUCGACUGCCCUAAUAGAAUCUCCUCGUUUAAGAACUCUGAUAAAUACAAGUGCAAUACUAUCAGAUGAUGAUCUGGAAUUCGAAGUGGCUGUACCUAUUGCUCCUCCACCAAUAACUUCAAGAUCUAUACUAAAACCUAUCUUUAGAUUGAAAAAGAGUACUGAUCAAUUAUUCAAUUUAAAAAGAGACUUUAAAUUUAAGUAUGAUGAUUAUACCCAAAUAAAUAGAAUUCCAACAACUCCAUCAUCACCUUCAACAAUAACAACUACAACUCAUACAGGAAUACUUCAAGGUACAAGUCCAACAUCAUUAAUUACAUCUAGUAGUCUACAUUCAGCUCUUAAAAGUUUACAAGAUUCAACUCCAUCACCAUUAUCAUUAGAAAAAGAAAAGCAAAAAGAAAAAAUUAAUAAUGAUAGUAUAACCAGUGCCAAAAAGAAGAAAUCCAGUACUUUAAUUCAACAUUCUAUAUUAAAGAAGAAAUCCAUAUAUUCUAAAGAUUUACAGAAUGAAAUAUCCAAUUCAUCACCAUCGGAAUCACAACGAAGUCUUGAAACUAAAUUUAUAACCAAUAGACCUCCUCCAUCGUUUGAUGAUAAUGAUACUCGUAUCAUUUCAGAUGAACCGGUAAUGAAAACUUUGAAAGAACAGAAUCAAUUGAUUCAUAAAUUGAAUCGAAAGUGGAAUAAGGGAGUUCAUUUUGAAAGAGAUAAAGAUAAAUCAUUAAAACUUUCUGUAUCUCCAACUCCACCACCUCCCGUAUCAUCAUCAACUACUAGAAAGAGAUCAAGAGAUGCACUUUUUGAAAGUGAAGAUGAUACUAAUUAUGACAGUUACGACAAUUACGACGAGUGAUAUACCUAUAUACCUAUAUACAUAUCAAACCUUGACUAUUUAUUAUAAAAUGUACAAUAUACAUAAACAUAUACAUGAUUAUGACUAUGAGUAUAUAGAUUAGAUUAGAUUAGAUUAGAUUAGAUUAGAUUAGAUUAGAUUAG
Messenger RNA from Scheffersomyces amazonensis, 1609 nucleotides. RefSeq lists its product as uncharacterized. The record is from RefSeq and is a predicted model, not a curated record. Lineage: Eukaryota; Fungi; Ascomycota; Pichiomycetes; Serinales; Debaryomycetaceae. Bases 120 to 1466 code for a protein of 448 amino acids. The transcript has a single exon.